AAAAUGGAAAGCAAGAUGGCGCAUGUUAGAAUCUCCCAGAUUACCAAUCUCUUGCAGUCUUGUAUCGACAAGAAAGCCCAUCUACCAGGAAAAAUCCUUCAUGCUCAUAUCCUCAGAAAUGGCUUCUCUCCAGAUAUAUUUGUAUCUAACAAACUCAUCGAAUUCUAUGCAAAAUGCGGUUGCAUCGAGCGUGCCCGCUAUGUUUUCGAUCAAAUGCCUGCAAGAAAUGUCUAUUCGUGGAAUGCUAUUGUCGGGGCCUGUUCGAAAUCCGGUAAUUUAAAUGAUGCGAGCGAGUUGUUUGAGAGAAUGCCCGAAAGAAGUGUUGUUUCAUGGAAUACCAUGAUUGGCACAUUGGCGCGAAAUGGGUAUGAAGGAAAAGCGUUGAAUUUGUAUUACAUGAUGAAUAGAGAAGAAUUCAAGCCAUCCCAUUUCACUUUUGCUAGCAUUCUUAGUGCAUGUGGCAGCAUACUAGAAUUAGAACAUGGUAGAAGAUGCCACGGUCUUUCUGUGAAGGUUGGUCUGGAUGGAAACAUGUAUGUCGAGAAUGCUUUAUUGGGCAUGUAUGCUAAGUGUGGGGUUAUCAGGGAUGCAAUUCGCAUUUUUGAUGAAAUGUCUCUGCCGAAUGAGGUUUCAUGUACCUCGAUGAUGGGCGGAUUGGCACAAACUGAUCAUGUUGAGGAAGCCUUAAAAAUGUUUGGGAAGAUGCAUAGGAAUGGAAUUCCGAUUGACUCUGUUGCAUUAUCCAGCAUUUUGGGUGUUUGUGCUAGAGGUGAAGAUGGUGAAUUGGGUGUUUCAAAUCAAUGUUUUGGGCCUUGGAGCAAUACAAAUGGACAACAAAUACAUGCUCUCGUGAUUAAACUAGGGUUUGAAUCGGAUCUUCAUGUAGGAAAUUCGUUGAUUGAUAUGUAUGCCAAGUCUGGUGAUAUUGACAAUGCGGAGAUGGUUUUUGCGGCAUUGCCUGAGCUAAAUGUUGUUUCUUGGAAUGUUUUGAUAGCAGGUUAUGGCCAGAAAGGCCAUGGAGAGAAAUCCUUAGAGCUCUUGCAACGGAUGCAAUUGUCUGGUUUCAUACCAGAUGAUGUGACUUAUGUCAGUAUGCUCAGUGCAUGUGUCAAGUCUGGAGAUAUUGAAACUGCUCAUCAAAUGUUUAAAAAGAUUUCAAACCCGAACGUCAGCUUGUGGAAUGCUAUACUUUCUGGAUACUGCCAGAAAGGAAACUACAAGGAGGCAAUAGAAUUAUUCCAGAAAAUGCAGUAUGUAAAUGUCCGGCCGGAUCGAACCACUAUGGCACUAAUCCUUAGCUCAUGUGCGGGUAUGGGGCUUGUUGAAUGCGGCAAACAAGUCCAUUCUGUUUCAAUAAGGGCUAUGCUCCUUGGUGAUGUGUUUGUUGCGAGUGGGCUCGUUGACAUGUAUUCAAAGUGUGGAAAUAUCGAUUCGGCAAGUCGGGUUUUCAAUAGAAUGGAAGAAAGGGAUGUGGUUGCUUGGAAUUCGAUGAUUGCAGGUUUUGCUCUCCAUUCUCUGAACAAAGAGGCUUUCUCUUUCUUUAAGCAGAUGCGAGCAGAGGGCAUGUGCCCUACACAGUUCUCUUAUGCGAGUGUAGUCAGUUCAUGUGCUCGAUUGUCUUCUUCGUCUCAAGGGAGACAGAUACAUUCACAGAUCACAAAAGACGGCUAUGUAAAUGAUAUUUUUGUGGGGAGUGCGUUGAUUGACAUGUAUGCGAAAUGCGGUGAUAUAGAAGAGGCCCGCUGGUUUUUCGAUGGCAUGCCUGUCAAGAAUAUAGUUUCGUGGAAUGAAAUGAUACAUGGUUAUGCGCAGAAUGGAUGUGGCGAUAAGGCUGUUGAACUGUUCGAAGACAUGCUUCGGAGGGAAGAGAAACCGGAUAGUGUGACCUUCAUUGCUGUUCUGACUGCUUGUAGCCAUUCGGGAUUGGUUGAUGCAGGGAUCAAAUUCUUCGAUUCCAUGGAAAAAGAGCACGGGAUCAAGCCGUUGGUCAAUCACUAUACAUGCAUCAUUGACUCUCUAGGACGGGCUGGCCGUUUCGAAGAAGCAGAAGUGCUUAUGGACAAGAUGCCGUAUAAAGAUGACCCUAUCAUAUGGGAGGUCUUGCUGAGUGCUUGCAGGCUUCACGCUAAUGCCGGCUUGGGAAAAUGGGCUGCAGAGCAGCUUUUCCAUCUCGAUCCCCAAAACCCAUCACCUUAUGUGCUUCUAGCCAACAUAUAUGCUGCUUUGGGAAGAUGGGAUGAUGCAUCGGCUGUUAGGAAACUGAUGAGCUUUCGGGGGAUUGUGAAGGAUCCUGGUUAUAGCUGGAUUGAGUUUAAGAAUGGGGUGCAAGCUUUUAUGGUUGAUGAUGAUCUGAGGAUGGUUGAUGAUGUUGUGAAUGAUAGACAAUGGCCUGCUAUGGGGACAGCGCAAAACAUUGCAAGAGAUGAAAUUUGUUCUAAUUGAUGAGGAACAAUGAACUUAUAAAGUUGCAAUUCUGAGUUUGUUUUGAAUCGGUGGGAUUGAAAGUCAUAUUCAACUUUUCAGUGAGCAACGAAUGUUCUGCUUGAUGAGCACAAAUUUCGACAAAACCCAGAAUUCAUGAUCUAGGAAGAUGGUUAUACAAAGGGGUUAAAACAAAGGAGAUGGAUCAGUUUCAAGAAAAAGUCACUGCUGGAGAAUAUGAUUGUUGGAAUUCCUUCUUUUUUAAAAAAAAAGAGAAAAAAGGAUUAAACAAUACCCCAUGGAUUAGAAGAGCCAGCUUGAGUCCAAGUCCAAGCCUGCAUAUAGCACUACACGUUUGAAAGAUUGCAUGUGGCACUCCUGCCCCCUUAUCUCUUAAUGCACACAUUUGCAAGAAAGGGGGCUCAAGCCCCUAAAGGUGCUUCUUUACUUAUAAAGGUGUUCAAAUGCUCAUUCCUAGGUGAUGUGGGACAAGUUUGACAAGGCGAAAAAGCUAUUUGUUUCGUUUUGAAACCCCAAAACCAAAACAUUAAAUCCAUUAAAAAGCCAACAAGAUAGGAAUUUUCAUAUUUGACAGUGUCAGGUUGACAACACUGAGAUACCCAACUUUUAGCAGAUGUUGAACUAGUACAUCUGUUAUUCUCCAUUUGAAUGGGUGAGAAAUCAGUUGAUGAGACUUUGAGGCCUAUGAGCAAGUCUGCACAAGCAAUGACAUCUCUAUGGCCUUUAUGAUUUUGGUGGAGCAUCUUCGUCCAGGCAGGAAGCUGUUGGCAUACAAGCGAAACAAUGAAUGCAUGGGUAUGUCUCUUCUAUCCUAGUUAAUUUUGAAGCUUUUGUACCCCUUGAAACUCAAGGGAAUCGGUAGUUUAUGUUAGAGGAUUGAAUGGUAAGGACAUGAAAAGCAGAGAUGCAAGCAAAGAACAUGUUUUUGUUAGAGUUUA
Molecule: messenger RNA, 3380 nt
Organism: Magnolia sinica
Lineage: Eukaryota; Viridiplantae; Streptophyta; Magnoliopsida; Magnoliales; Magnoliaceae
Product: pentatricopeptide repeat-containing protein At4g20770
Exons: 1
Coding region: 4-2442 (812 amino acids)
Biological process (GO): RNA modification
Molecular function (GO): protein binding; RNA binding
Source: RefSeq, a predicted model, not a curated record